AUGUUCGCCCAGACCCUCAUCCAGACGACCCUCCUCGCCGCAGUGGCAACGGCAGCCAGUCUUCCCGUCAGACAAACUACAACCACCUUCCGCCUCGCCGCAAACGUAACAAACUUCGACCUCACACCCUCCAUCCAGGGCCAGGAGCUCACCUAUACCCCAACAGCAGACUGCGCAGCCAGUGUUGUCUUCGGCCUAGCUGGCCAAGGCGCCGAAUUCUACGCCACCGGAAGCACGGUCAACGUCGCCCACCUCUCUGGCGAAAACUCUUCUCCUUCGGCCGGGUUGAUCGUCACACCCGGCGGUACGGCGACGGUGCCGAGCCUGAACACCGUCCAGCUGCAGUGCGGAGCUGGGACAUCUGGCGUGACCGUUACCGACGGAAGUCUGCAGUUUGAGGACGGGUUCUGGAUGGCGUGUCCCAGGAACGGCAGCGUUGUGCUGAGCUUUAAGAAGGCCGGCCAGAGAACCCUUCUGGGGUGCGCUGAUGUUCAGCUUCUCAGCACUUAG
Messenger RNA from Colletotrichum fioriniae, 510 nucleotides. RefSeq lists its product as uncharacterized. Lineage: Eukaryota; Fungi; Ascomycota; Sordariomycetes; Glomerellales; Glomerellaceae. The record is from RefSeq and is a predicted model, not a curated record.